Molecule: messenger RNA, 1448 nt
Organism: Rhea pennata
Lineage: Eukaryota; Metazoa; Chordata; Aves; Rheiformes; Rheidae
Gene: SRSF3
Product: serine and arginine rich splicing factor 3
Exons: 6
Coding region: 111-605 (164 amino acids)
Biological process (GO): mRNA splicing, via spliceosome
Cellular component (GO): nuclear speck
Molecular function (GO): RNA binding
Source: RefSeq, a predicted model, not a curated record
GCCGCCAUUUUGUCCAGUGAGGAAAAGCGGAGCGGGAGUCUCGUUGGGGGUCGAGUCGGCUACGAAAUUAGCGCGGGCUCCCUUCGCGCGCCCUCCCUCUUAGCAUCGAAAUGCAUCGUGACUCUUGUCCGCUGGACUGCAAGGUUUAUGUGGGUAACCUUGGAAACAAUGGCAACAAAACUGAGUUAGAGCGAGCUUUUGGCUACUAUGGACCACUGCGCAGUGUAUGGGUGGCGAGAAAUCCUCCCGGUUUUGCCUUUGUGGAAUUUGAAGAUCCUCGAGAUGCAGCUGAUGCUGUGAGAGAGCUAGAUGGAAGAACCCUCUGCGGGUGUCGUGUCAGAGUGGAGCUCUCCAAUGGCGAAAAACGGAGUCGGAACCGUGGUCCACCUCCAUCCUGGGGCAGGCGCCCUCGAGAUGACUAUCGCAGAAGAAGUCCUCCUCCUCGUCGCAGAUCACCACGAAGGAGAAGCUUUUCUCGUAGCCGCAGCAGGUCCCUCUCCAGAGACAGAAGAAGAGAGAGAUCGCUCUCACGGGAGAGGAAUCACAAGCCUUCUCGUUCCUUUUCCAGGUCUCGCAGUCGCUCCAGGUCAAAUGAGAGGAAGUAGGACUUUCAGAAGGAGCUGUGUACAGGAAGUCGUUAGAUCUGAGGACAGGAGGAGUAUGUACAGAACAUUGUUUUGUUUUGAAACUUCAUAAAGCUUGACGCAUUUUUAAAAUGUUUUAGCUGUUGAACUUGCUUUGUUCCUUGUAUCUUGUAACAGGUGGCAAAUGUAAAGAUGUGAAUCUGUAUAUGGUUCUAAGCAGAUCCUAUGAUUUGUAAUAUUAAUUACUUUUCAGUGUACCCUUACACAUAGCUUUUGUUUGUGUUGAAUGGUAAUCAGUUUGUCUUACAUAGCUAGAAGAAUGUUUCUGGUCUUAUUCUGGAGUGUCUUUUGCUGGGAUUCAGCUUUUGGAAAGAAGCUUGCAAUGAAGAUACUGGUUAAUUGCAAGAAUAUGGCCAUAAAUGAUAUUCAGUCUAUGCAGAACAAGAAGUAGAUGCUUCAUAGUACAGUUCUCAGAAAAAGUCAGGAAUGUCAAGCCAACGGCAAGUAAAGGGAAUGGCUGAGCUGUGGUUUUAUCUGCAGCUCUAGUUCUGGUUUCCCGUUACCUGGAACAGAGCUACUUUAUAUUAUGUAAAAUGUAAAUUUUUAGCCCUGGAGUCAGUUAAUUUUGUACUUAUUGUGACUAGAGUACUACUUAAAUAGAUGAUUGUUUGAUUAACCAUCUAUUCCAGAAUCUCUGAAUAGACCAAAUAUGCAACAGAACUGACAACUGGAGUGGAUGAGUUGAAUGUGUAAUGGUACAUUGUAAAAGUUAUGAAUUAAACAUUUCUUUACUGUACAAGAAUUUUCAUGUCACUUGUAAAAUGUCUUUUGUGAGAUCCUUGGGAUUAAAGUUUUGGUUACAAA